CUUGAAGAUCGCUCUGUGGUCCCUCGAGAUGUGGUCAGACAUAUGAGCUCCAGCGACAGCCAGUGUGGGACUGUAAUUGAUGUCAACAUAGAGUGCGCUGUGAAGCUGGUAGGAACCAACUGCAUCCUCUACCCUGUCAACAGCAAAGACCUGCAACAUAUCUGGCCGUUCAUGUAUGGUGACUACAUAGCCUAUGACUGCUGGCUGGGCAAGGUCUAUGAUUUGAAGAACCAAGUCAUCCUCAAGCUUUCCAAUGGAGCCAGAUGCUCUAUGAGCACAGAGGAUGGAUCCAAGCUGUAUGACGUUUGCCCUCAUGUCAGUGACUCGGGUCUCUUCUUUGAUGAUUCGUACGGCUUUUAUCCUGGGCAAGUCCUCAUCGGGCCUUCGAAAGUUUUCUCCAGCGUGCAGUGGCUCUCGGGUGUGAAGCCUGUUCUGAGCACAAAGAGCAAGUUCAGAGUGGUGGUGGAAGAGGUGCAAGUGGUAGAACUAAAGGUUACUUGGAUCACUAAAAGCUUCUGUCCUGGAGGUACUGACAGUGUGAGCCCUCCUCCCUCCAUAAUCAGCCAGGAGAAGCUGUCCAGAGUAAAGCGUCUGGGGUGCUUUGACCAUGCCCAAAGGCAGCUUGGGGAGAGGUGCCUCUAUGUGUUCCCGGACAAGGUGGAACCUGCGAAAAUCACCUGUGAAUGCCCUGAGAGGAACUGUGUCCUCGGUGAAGGAUCGGUUGCCAAAAAGGUGAGGCGGCUGCUGAAGAAGCAGAUAGUGAAGAUCAUGUCGUGCUCCCCAGAGUCUCAGGGUACCAGCGAAGGCCCUCAGCAGCCUCCCUUUCUGCUGAAAGACGAAGGGUCGUCUGACUACCGCCUUCAGUCCAUGGAGCAAGAUGCUGAUGAUGAGGCAGCUGAUGACACAGAUGACACUAGCUCUGUCACCUCUUCUGCCAGCUCCACGGCCUCGUCGCAGAGUGGCAGCGGCACUGGCCGCAAGAAGAGCAUCCCUCUUUCCAUCAAAAACUUGAAGCGGAAGCACAAGAAGAAGAAGACCAAGGUUUCACGAGAAUUUAAGCCAGGAGACAGGGUUGCUGUAGAAGUGGUGACCACGAUGACUUCGGCUGACGUGAUGUGGCAGGAUGGCACCGUGGAGACAAACAUUCGCUCCAACGAGCUGAUUCCAGUCCAUCAUCUGGACAACAACGAGUUCUGCCCUGGCGAUUUUGUGGUGGACAAAAGAGCUCAGAGCUCACAGGACCCCGGGCUGUAUGGAGUGGUGCAGUCUGGUGACCACAUCGGCCGUACCUGUGUGGUGAAGUGGUUCAAGCUGAAAUGCAGCGGAGAUGAUGUGGAGCUGAUCGGGGAGGAGGAGGAUGUGAGCGUGUAUGACAUUGCUGAUCAUCCAGACUUCCGCUUCCGCACCACUGACAUUGUGAUUCGCAUUGGCAACUCGGAUGGAGCCACAGCUAAGGAAGAUGAGCCUUCGGUCGGACAGGUGGCUCGUGUGGAUGUCAGCAGUAAAGUGGAAGUGGUGUGGGCCGAUAACUCCAAAACUAUCAUUCUCCCUCAGCACUUAUACAAUAUUGAAUCAGAAAUUGAGGAGUCAGACUACGAUUCUGUUGACGGCAGCACCAGCGGGGCAUCCUCUGAGUGGGAGGAUGAAAGCGACAGCUGGGAGACAGACAAUGGCCUCAUGGAAGACGACCACCCAAAAAUUGAAGAGUUAGAGCCUGAGGAGCCGGCAGCAGAGGAGGUGAAAAAAGUAGAGGAACAAGUCCAGGGAGCUGUGGCUAUGGCAGCUGCAGAUCUGGCUGCAGAGAAAGCUGGCAAGGACGGAGCCCCAAAGAGCUUCCGGGAACUGAAGGAGGCCAUCAAGAUCUUGGAAAGCCUGAAAAAUAUGACUGUGGAGCAGCUGCUGACUGGCUCUCCCACCUCCCCAACUGUGGAGCUGGAAAAACCCACUCGGGAAAAGAAGUUCUUGGACGAUAUUAAAAAACUGCAGGAAAAUCUAAAGAAGACCUUGGACAAUGUGGCUAUUGCAGAGGAGGAAAAGAUGGAAGCCAUGGUGGAGACAGAGAAGAAAGAAGAAAAAGCAGAGGCACAGACACCGGUGAGGUCUGAGUGGCCCAGUGAGACACCAGUGCUCUGCCAGCAGAGUGGAGGCAAGCCUGGAGUCACCUUCACCAGUGCCAAGGGAGAAGUCUUCUCCGUGCUGGAGUAUGCUCCAGAUACCCAUGCCUUCAAGAAAAUGGAGUUCCAGCCCCCAGAAGCCAAGAAGUUCUUUAGCACCGUGCGGAAGGAGAUGGCUCUCCUGGCCACCUCCCUGCCUGAUGGCAUAAUGGUCAAAACCUUUGAGGAUCGAAUGGACCUCUUCUCAGCACUUAUAAAAGGGCCCACGCGCACACCCUAUGAAGACGGCCUCUUUCUCUUCGAUAUCCAGCUCCCCAACAUCUACCCCGCUGUCCCACCUCUCUUCCGCUACCUCUCCCAGUGCAGUGGGAGACUGAAUCCCAACCUGUACGACAACGGCAAAGUGUGCGUCAGCCUCCUGGGGACGUGGAUAGGCAAGGGGACAGAAAGGUGGACCAGUAAAUCCAGCCUCCUCCAAGUACUCAUCUCCAUCCAAGGUCUGAUCCUCGUGAACGAGCCCUACUACAACGAGGCGGGCUUUGACAGCGACCGGGGCCUGCAGGAGGGCUACGAGAACAGCCGCUGCUACAACGAGAUGACCCUGAUCCGGGUGGUGCAGUCCAUGAUGCAGCUGCUGCGCAGGCCGGUGGAGGUCUUUGAGCACGAAAUCCGGGAGCAUUUUCGCUGCAACGACCCCGAUAUUGGGUUCCCCCUCUUCCCUUUGUCCAAGGGGUUCAUUAAAAGUAUCCGCGGUGUCUUGCAGCAGUACCGGGCUGCCUUAGCGGGGGCCAAUAUCCCGGAGUGGACAGAGGACAAAUAA
Molecule: messenger RNA, 2934 nt
Organism: Opisthocomus hoazin
Lineage: Eukaryota; Metazoa; Chordata; Aves; Opisthocomiformes; Opisthocomidae
Source: RefSeq, a predicted model, not a curated record